Messenger RNA from Cuculus canorus (common cuckoo), 8043 nucleotides. Its product is annotated as myosin-3. Gene Ontology annotation, molecular function: ATP binding; actin filament binding; cytoskeletal motor activity. The coding region runs from base 26 to 5863 and encodes 1945 amino acids. The transcript has 38 exons. The record is from RefSeq and is a predicted model, not a curated record. Lineage: Eukaryota; Metazoa; Chordata; Aves; Cuculiformes; Cuculidae. Gene Ontology annotation, cellular component: myosin complex.
UUCAGCUGUGAGCAGAGACACCGGCAUGGAGGUUUUUGGAGAGGCUGCACCAUACCUGCGCAAAUCCGAGAAGGAGAGAAUAGAAGCUGAGAACCAGCCAUUUGAUGCCAAGACCUACUGCUUUGUGGCUGACCCCGAGGUGGAGUACACCAAAGGGAAGAUCAAGACUGCACAGGUUGGGAAGAUAAUUGUCGAGACAGAGGAUGGCAGGACCAUUGCUGUCAAACCUGAUGAUGUAUAUGCCAUGAACCCACCUAAGUUUGAUAGAAUUGAGGAUGUGGCCAUGUUGACCCAUCUGCAUGAACCUGCUGUUCUCUACAACCUCAAGGACCGCUACAGCUCCUGGAUGAUCUAUACCUACUCGGGUCUCUUCUGCGUCACCGUCAACCCCUACAAGUGGCUGCUGGUGUACAACCCGGAGGUGGUGUUGGCCUACCGAGGCAAGAAGCGCCAGGAGGCCCCUCCACACAUCUUCUCCAUCUCUGACAACGCCUAUCAGUUCAUGCUGACAGAUCGUGAGAAUCAGUCUAUCCUGAUCACUGGAGAAUCUGGUGCAGGGAAAACUGUGAACACGAAGCGCGUCAUCCAGUACUUUGCAACAAUUGCAGCAAGUGGAGACCUAGCCAAGAAGAAGGAGUCCUGUGUGAAGGGAACGCUUGAGGAUCAGAUCAUCAGCGCUAACCCACUGCUGGAGGCCUUUGGGAAUGCCAAGACCGUGAGAAAUGACAACUCUUCACGCUUUGGUAAAUUCAUUCGUAUUCAUUUUGGUACCUCUGGAAAACUGGCAUCUGGUGACAUCGAAACCUACUUGCUGGAAAAGUCAAGAGUCACCUUCCAGCUGAAAGCUGAGCGAAGCUACCACAUCUUCUACCAGAUCCUCUCCAACAAGAAGCCUGAACUCCUUGAGAUGCUCCUUGUCACAGCCAACCCAUACGACUACCCCUUCAUCAGCCAAGGGGAGAUUUCUGUGGCCAGCAUCAAUGACCAGGAGGAACUUGUUGCCACAGAUGCAGCCAUUGACAUUUUGGGCUUCAGCCCUGAUGAGAGAAUGGGGAUUUACAAGCUGACAGGGGCAAUUCUGCACUACGGGAACAUGAAGUUCAAGCAGAAACCACGUGAGGAGCAGGCAGAGCCAGAUGGCACAGAAGAGGCUGACAAAGCAGCGUACCUGAUGGGCCUGAACUCAGCAGACUUGCUGAAAGCUUUAUGCUAUCCCCGGGUGAAAGUGGGAAAUGAAUACGUCAUGAAGGGCCAAACGGUGGAUCAAGUGCACCAGGGAGUGAAUGCCAUUUCCAAGUCGGUCUAUGAAAAACUCUUCUUGUGGAUGGUGAUGCGCAUCAACCAACAACUGGAUACCAAGCUGCCAAGACAGCAUUUUAUCGGAGUCUUGGACAUUGCUGGCUUUGAGAUUUUUGAGUUUAACAGCUUUGAGCAGCUCUGCAUCAACUUCACCAAUGAGAAACUGCAACAGUUCUUCAACCACCACAUGUUUGUGCUGGAGCAGGAGGAGUACAAGAAGGAAGGAAUCGAAUGGGAGUUCAUUGACUUUGGGAUGGACCUGGCUGCCUGCAUUGAUCUUAUAGAAAAGCCCAUGGGCAUCUUCUCCAUCCUGGAAGAGGAGUGCAUGUUCCCCAAGGCAACGGACACCUCUUUCAAGAACAAGCUCUAUGACCAGCACCUGGGCAAGUCCAACAACUUCCAGAAGCCCAAACCUGGCAGAGGCAAGGCUGAGGCUCACUUCUCGCUGGUGCACUACGCUGGCACCGUGGACUACAACAUCUCUGGCUGGCUGGAGAAGAACAAGGACCCCCUGAAUGAAACGGUCAUUGGGUUGUACCAGAAAUCAUCUAUGAAAAUUUUAUGCAAUCUUUAUGCCACCUUUGCUUCCAUAGAUGAAGGUAAGAGCAGAGGAUUGUCUCUUAAAGGAACCAAGAAAAAGGGCUCUUCCUUCCAAACUGUUUCUGUACUCUUCCGGGAAAAUCUAAAUAAGCUGAUGUCCACCUUGCGAACAACUCACCCUCAUUUUGUGCGUUGUAUCAUCCCAAAUGAAACAAAGACCCCAGGCCUGAUGGAUCACAAGCUUGUUCUGCACCAGCUGAGAUGCAACGGUGUUCUCGAAGGCAUUCGAAUCUGCAGGAAAGGAUUUCCGAACAAGAUAUUGUAUGGGGAUUUUAAACAAAGAUACCGCCUUCUGAAUGCUAACGUCAUUCCAGAAGGACAAUUUAUUGACAGCAAGAAGGCGUGUGAAAAGUUGCUGUCUUCCAUUGAGAUAGAUCAUACUCAGUACAAAUUUGGACACACUAAGGUGUUCUUCAAGGCAGGUUUGCUAGGUGUCCUGGAAGAGAUGCGAGAUGAUUGCUUAGGACAACUGAUCACACAGACGCAGGCUUUGUGCAGGGGAUACCUCUGGAGACUCGAAUUGAAAAGAAUGUUAGACCGAAGGGAGUCCAUCUUCUGCAUCCAGUACAACAUCCGUGCAUUCAUGAAGGUCAAGCACUGGCCCUGGAUGAAGCUCUACUUCAAGAUGAAACCCCUCUUAAAAAGUGUGGAAACUGAGAAAGAAAUGGCCAUGAUGAAGGAAGAGUUUGAAAGAACCAAAGAAGAACUGGCUAAAUCAGAAACCAAAAGGAAAGAAGUGGAAGAAAAAAUGGUGACUCUGGUGCGAGAGAAGAAGGACCUACAGCUGCAAGUACAGACUGAAAAUGAAAAUUUGGCUGAUGCUGAAGAAAGAUGUGACCAGCUGAUCAAAGUAAAAUUCCAGCUGGAAGCAAGAAUAAAGGAAGUAAUGGAAAAACUAGAAGAUGAAGAGGAGAUGAAUGGUGAUCUGGCAGCCAGAAAGAGGAAACUGGAGGAUGAAUGCUCUGAGCUGAAGAAAGAUAUUGAUGACCUUGAGUUAACAUUUGCCAAGGCUGAAAAGGAAAAGCUUGCCACAGAAAACAAGGUUAAAAACCUCACGGAAGAAAUGACAGAUUUGGAUGAGACUGUCAUGAAGUUAGUCAAGGAGAAGAAGGCCCUGCAAGAAGCCCAUCAACAGGCACUGGAUGACCUGCAAAUUGAGGAGGACAAAGUUAAUACCCUCACCAAAGCCAGGACCAAGCUGGAGCAACAAGUGAACGAUGUUGAAGGAUCUUUAGAACAGGAAAGAAUAGUUUGUGUGGAUCUUCAACGAGCAAAAAGAAAGCUUGAGGGAGACUUGAAACUUUCCCAGGAAGCUAUAGUGGAUCUGGAGAAAGACAAACAACAUUUAGAUGAAAAAUUAAGAAAGAAAGACUUUGAAUUUAACCAGAUGCAAAAUAAAACUGAGGAACAGCAGAAUUCAGUUAUUCAGCUGCACAAGAAGAUCAGAGAAUUGCAGACCCAUGUUGCAGAGCUGGAAGAGGAGACCAUGCAUGAGAAAGCGGUGCGGGCAAAAGCAGAGAAACAUUGUGAUGAGCUGGCUAACGAACUUGAGGAAAUCAGUGGAAGACUUGAAGAAGCUGGAGGAGCCACCAGCGCUCAAACUGAAUUUAACAAGAAGCGUGAGGCAGAAUUUCAGAAGAUGCGGCAUGACCUCGAAGAGGCCACCCUGCAGCACGAAGCCACGGCUGCCGCCCUGCGCAAGAAGCACGUGGACAGCACAGCUGAGCUUGGGGAGCAGAUCGACAACCUGCAGCGAGUGAAGCAGAAGCUGGAGAAGGAGAAGAGUGAGCUGAAGAUGGAGAUUGACGACCUGAUCAGGAGUACAGAGACCAUUGCUAAGUCCAAGGCUAAUCUGGAAAAAACGUACCGCAUCCUGGAAGACCAGAUGAGAGACAUGAAAGGCAAAUUUGAGGAAAACCAGAGAAAUAUGAAUGAGAUGGUGAUACAAAAAGACCAGCUCCAAACAGAGUCCGGUGAACUCAGCCGUCACCUCGAAGAGAACAAAAUCAUAAUGUUACGCCUGUCCAGAAACAAACGGGCAAUUACACAGCAAAUAGAAGAGCUUAAAAGGCAGAUAGAGGAGGAGAUCAAGGCCAAGAACGCGCUGGCCCACGCCUUGCAGUCUGCUCGCCAUGACUGUGACUUGCUCCGGGAACAAUAUGAGGAGGAGCAGGAAGCCAAGGGGGAGCUGCAGCGAGCCCUGUCCAAGGCCAACAGCGAAGUGGCCCAGUGGAGAACCAAAUAUGAGACGGACGCUAUUCAGCGCACGGAGGAGCUGGAGGAGGCCAAGAAAAAACUCACUCAGCGCCUGCAAGAAGCAGGGCAGCAGGCAGAGACUGUGAAUUCCAAAUGUGCCUCCUUGGAGAAGGUGAAGUGGAAGCUGCAGGGGGAGGUGGAGGAUCUGACAGUGGACAUAGAGAGAGCAAACACAUUGGCAGCUGCCCUCGACAAGAAACAGCAGAACUUUGAUAAGGUUGUGGCAGAAUGGAAAGGAAAGUAUGAGGAGAGCAAGCUGGAGCAGGAAGCUCUCUCUAAAGAAUCACACUCUCUGAACACAGAGCUCUUCAAAGUGAAAAAUGCCUAUGAGGAAACCUUAGAUCAGCUUGAAACCAUCAAACGGGAAAACAAGUCUCUCAAGCAGGAAAUAGCUGAACUGGCUGAACAAAUGACUGAAAAUGGCAAAUUGAUUGGAGACCUUGAGAAAGCAAAAAAGCAAGCCGAAGUAGAAAAAUCUGAGCUGCGAUUUGCUCUGGAGGAGGCAGAGGCAGCUCUUGAGCGUGAAGAGGUCAAAAUCCUUGGUAUCAACCAAGAACUGACUCAGAUUAAAUCAGACAUCAGCAGAAAAGUUUCUGAGAAAGAUGAGGAGAUCAGCCAGUUAAAAAAGAACCAUCAAAGAACUGUGGAGUCAAUGCAAGGUGUUUUGGACAGUGAGAUCAGGAGCAGAAGUGAAUCCGUGAGGCUGAAGAAGAAGAUGGAGGGAGACCUGAAUGAUAUGGAGAUCCAGCUGAGCCAUGCCAACCGCCAGGCUGCAGAGGCCCAGAAGACCCUGCAGAGCAUCCAGGGAGUUCUCAAGGACACGCAGCUGCACUUGGGUGAUGCUCUGAGGACACAGGAGGACCUGAAGGAGCAGGUGUCCAUGGUGGAGCGCAGAGCCAACCUCCUGCAGGCUGAAGUUGAGGAGCUACGGGCAGCCCUGGAGCAAACGGAGCGGUCAAGGAAAGUGGCUGAGCAGGGGCUUCUGGACGCCACUGAACGGGUGCAGCUCCUCCACAGCCAGAACACCAGCCUUUUUAACACAAAGAAGAAGCUUGAAACGGAUAUGGCACAAAUCCAAACUGAGGUGGAAGAUAUCACUAAUGAAUCAAAAAGCGCUGAAGAAAAAGCAAAGAAGGCAGUCGCAGAUGCGGCGAUGAUGGCAGAAGAGCUGAAGAAAGAGCAGAAUGCUGGCACCCAGCUGGAGAGGAUGAAGAAGAACCUGGACCAGACAGUGAAGAGCCUGCAGCACCGUCUGGAUGAGGCCGAGCAUUUGGCUCUGAAGGGAGGCAAGAAACAAAUCCAGAAGCUGGAGGCCAGGGUCCAGGAGUUAGAAACUGCACUGGAAGAAGAACAUAAACAAUCUGCAGAGGCUAUGAAAAACAUCCGCAAAUAUGAAUGGCGUGUCAAAGAGCUUACUUUCCAGAAUGAAGAACACAGGAAGAACAUGAUGAGAUUACAAGAUCUAGUAGAUAAACUUCAGAUGAAAAUCAAGUCCUACAAAAGACAAGCUGAGGAAGCUGAUGAACAAGCCAAUACUAAUCUCUCUAAAUUCAGAAAAGCACAGCAUAAGCUAGAAGAGGCUGAGGAAAGGGUAGAUGUCGCUGAGAGUCAAGUAAACAAGCUCAGAGCUAAAACCCGAGAAGGCCCUUCUACAAAGGUAAGCCUUUACUGCAGGAGGCAGCUGCGCAGUCUGUACUGCUUGCUCUAGCAGGUCGAGCAUGGUAUGGCCACCAGGACAGCUCUGUAAGGAAGGGACUUUGAAGGUAGCUGAGAGAGCUGGGAUUGUUCAGCCUGGAGAAGAGAAGCCUUCAAGAACUUAUUGAAGCCUUUCAGUAUAUGAAAGGGGCUCAUAAGAAAGACAGAGAGAGACAUUUGAUCAGAGUCUGCAGUGACAGAACAAGGGGCGAUGGUUUUAAACUGAAAGAGGGCAGGUUUAGGUUGGAUAUAAGGAAGAAAUUGUUUAUGACAAGGGUGGUGAGGCAAUGGCACAGGUUGCUCAGAGAGGUAGUGGAUUUCCCAUCAGUGUUCAAGGUCAGGUUGGAUGGGGCUUUGGGCAACCUAACCUACUGAAGCUGUCCCUGCCUGUGGCAGGGGAUUUGGACUAGAUGAUCUUUGAAGGACCCUUUCAACCCAAACCGUUUUGUGAUCCUAUGAUUCUAUGACUUUGGUGUUUCAGGCUCUGGUAUCGAGCAUGAAUCUUCUGGCUGGUUUCAUCACAUUCAUUGCAGAUUUGAGAAACUGCCUCAUAAACUGAGAGUAAUGACAGCCAGCCUAACUCUGAACAUUCCCCAAACAACCCUCCUGUGAGCCUUAGGCAGAAUUAAUUUUCUGAUUGAGAAAUAUGCAGCAGCACUGUGUCCUUAGCUGAGGUUCCUGGGCAGCUGUCUAUCUCCAGUCCAAGACUGUUUGGAACAAGAUUUAAAGCCUGUUUUUCCUAGUGUGAUCUGAGUGGGUGUGACACCUUCUGACUGCACUAGUCUAGCUCAGUUUGUAGCUGGAGGUAAAAUACCCUCAGUCCACAUCUUGGAAAAAUUAUUGGUGCCUAAAGCGUGUAUCCAGGUAAUGGAUAACCUUGGCUCCAGGUUACCUUCUGGUCAUCCUCUUCAGCAUACUCUUACUCCUACAGCACUUGAAGUCUAGAAGAGAUGCUGUGGAGAGCAUGCUUUCUCCUGAGGGCUCUGGACAGACACUGAGUAGACAAUGUUGGUUCUACCAGAGGCUGGUGUGCAGCUUCCAGCGAGUCUCUUAGAGCCAUGCCCUGUAAAAGGCUUCAGCUCCACAGUGCUUGUCAGGGUAUCUUGCCAACACCCCAGGGGAAGCAUUUGGAAGGCUGAUUCCAGUUUCCUGAACAAAGGCUCUAGGUGUGAGGUUACCUUUGGAAUGCUGAAUCUUUAAUUGAAUUGAAAGCCCAGAGAGGGGCAAGAUUUCAGACAUCCCCUGUUGGGUAUCCCCUGGUAAAGUCAGGUUGAACACGUUACUGUGACAACUCUGCAAUAUAGCGUAGUUUUAGGUCCUGCUUUGAGGUACUUCAUACUGUGCAGUAUAUUUGGAGCCUGGUCAGCUGGCACAAGUUCUGGAUUCUGCUGUGGGAGGGAUAAAAAUUAAGCAUUGUAAUGCCUAAAUCUUUUAAUAGAUCCAGUGGAUCAAUGCUUUUACUCCCUUCCAUAGUCUACACUCACUUUUGAAAAUAGUGGGAUGCUUCUUGUCUGAGAGCAUGGGGGUGUGGGUUGUUUAAGCACUGCAGCAGUAAAGUAGAACUUCCAAAAAAGCCAAUGGAUACAUUUCUCCAUCUCAACCCAUCAGUCCAACAACAGGACUUUAAUGAUGUGUGGUCCUAAGGGUUAUAGCCACUGCCACAUUGACCUGGGCUUCACUUGCACGACCCACACAAAUGGUGCGUUGAGACCGAUAAACUUAGGGACCAAAAGACUCAUCUUGAUGUGUGUGGACUAAACAAAGCCUCUCCUCUCCAGGUGGUGCUGGGAAGUGGAAAAUGAGCUGCCCCCAGGAUAACUGGAACUUACACAAAGUAUUUUUCCAGCUGUGGAUUUGCAGUAGCUAGAGUUGCAGUGGUAGGAAGUUUUCUUCUGUUUGCUUAUGUACACAAACAUUUUCUGUCACUCUGCUGCUGUACCGGUGUCAAUAAAAUACAUAUCUGCACCUUCAGAUGUGCCACACGUUGAUGUUCAGGUGAGAAUAAUCUUCUUUCUAAGUUAAGCAUAGUCAAAAGUGUGGGUUCAAGUCUUACUGCUGCUAUGAUCAUGUCCGAGCAGUUUUUUACUGACCUUAAAAUCCAAUAUUUGACAGGCAUCCUCCGCACUUUCUGCUUGAAAGCAGAUAUCCUAACCUUGUUAAAUGCAGCUGAGAAUAAACUACUGUAUGAACAGA